CCAUGAAACAUCUUCUUCAGUCACCACUAAAAGCUCUUGAUCUUCUUAUCCAAGACUCUAAAUCACCUUUAAAAGCUAUCUGCAACCUUGACCCACAUCAUGCCAUCCAACUAAAGCAUCACCAGUGAUCAAACCGCACCAGCUUUACACCACCACUUGCCUGUCUCACUCCACCACUUCGAAUCCUUUCCCUGGCCUACACUUCCGAUCACACAACAGGCUUCACUCUCCACCAACAUGAGCAAUACCGACUUCCUCGGCCGUGCCAUCGACACGGUCAGAAAAGCGAUCGAGCAUGACAAUGCGGGGGAGUACGAAAAGGCCUACCAGACGUACUACUCCGCCCUCGAGCUUUUCAUGCUCGCUCUAAAAUGGGAGAAGAAUCCUAAAUCGAAGGAAAUGAUUCGCGCCAAGACGGGGGAGUACAUGGAGAGAGCGGAAAAGCUGAAAAACCACUUAGCGGGGACAGACAAUAGGAAGAAGCCUAGCGCGGUGGGCGCGAAUGGGAAGGUAGCGCAUGGGAGUGGGAAAGGAGGGAAAGACGACGACGACGAUGACGCCGACACGAAGAAACUACGGGGUGCACUCGCGGGCGCUAUCUUAUCGGAGAAGCCUAAUGUGAAAUGGGAGGAUGUUGCUGGUCUUGAUGCGGCGAAAGAAGCGCUCAAAGAAGCGGUCAUAUUGCCCAUUAAGUUCCCAAAUCUUUUCACGGGAAGACGCCAGCCAUGGAAGGGAAUAUUACUCUACGGCCCUCCAGGCACUGGCAAGUCGUAUUUAGCAAAAGCGGUUGCGACAGAGGCAAAUAGCACAUUUUUCAGCGUGAGCAGUAGUGAUCUAGUUUCAAAGUGGAUGGGUGAGAGUGAGAGACUUGUAAAACAAUUAUUCAACAUGGCAAGAGAAAAUAAGCCAGCGAUUAUAUUCAUUGACGAGAUCGAUGCCCUCUGCGGGCCUCGUGGAGAAGGGGAAUCAGAAGCAUCCCGCCGAAUAAAAACCGAAUUACUUGUCCAAAUGGACGGCGUCGGAAAUGAUACGAAGGGAGUAUUGAUCCUUGGUGCAACAAAUAUUCCCUGGCAAUUAGAUAUGGCUAUUCGACGAAGAUUUCAGCGCAGGGUGCACAUCAGUUUACCCGAUACGGCCGCACGAAUGAAGAUGUUUAUGCUGAAUGUUGGCUCGACACCAUGUAAAUUGACGCAAGCGGAUUACCGAGCGCUAGCCGAAAUGACGGAGGGCUAUUCUGGUAGUGAUAUCAGUAUUGCAGUCCAGGAUGCUUUAAUGCAGCCUGUGAGAAAGAUUCAGUCAGCUACACAUUAUAAGAAGGUUCUUUUAGACGAUCAAGAAAAGCUUACCCCGUGCUCUCCAGGCGAUCAUGGGGCGAUUGAAAUGUCCUGGGUAGAUGUUGAUGCUGAUAAACUUCUUGAACCUCCCCUUUUGCUAAGGGACUUUGUGAAAGCCGUUAAAUCCUCCAGGCCGACAGUUAGCGAAGAAGAUCUGGAAAAAAAUGAAGAAUGGACGAAGAAGUUUGGCAGCGAAGGUGCCUAAUUUUGCAAGCUGUGGGAUUGGAUUGUGGCGUUGUGUUAACAUGUGGUGUGAUGCCAUAGAUCCCAUGCGUUCUGGGCGUUGAUUGUUUUACCUGGAGGACUGCAAGCGUUAUUUAUCAACCCCUCUGAAGACAUUAAAUAUAAUGCUUCAAAACUGCCCUGCCCCUUUGUCAUUACAAUUCCUCUAUAUUUUGAACUUGCCUU
Messenger RNA from Coccidioides posadasii C735 delta SOWgp, 1742 nucleotides. RefSeq names its product Vacuolar protein sorting-associated protein 4 (gene VPS4). Gene Ontology annotation, biological process: vacuole organization; endosomal transport. The record is from RefSeq and is a predicted model, not a curated record. Gene Ontology annotation, molecular function: ATP hydrolysis activity; ATP binding. Lineage: Eukaryota; Fungi; Ascomycota; Eurotiomycetes; Onygenales; Onygenaceae.